Molecule: messenger RNA, 540 nt
Organism: Cooperia oncophora
Lineage: Eukaryota; Metazoa; Nematoda; Chromadorea; Rhabditida; Trichostrongylidae
Source: the annotation of a GenBank genome assembly
AUGGUCAUCUGUGCGUUACCGCCGUUCUGUGGCAUAAGUCCAUUUUUCAGAAAACUUGGUUGCAUCAAAACAACACCAAUGUUAGGUGCAUGCUAUAUGGCCUUCUUGGGGUCAAUUUCAGUUAUAUGUAUCCUGAUUUUCCUGUGUUAUGCGGUUUUCAUUAUCGUUCUAAGAAAGACCUCCAUAGGCACUGGAAAUAUAAAAACCAUCUACAGAUCGUUGAUUGUUAUAAGCCUUGCCGUGGUGUUUGGAUAUUUUAGUACAACUAUUAUUGGCUAUACAAGCAAUAUUUUGAGUAUAAACAUCGAAAGCUUAUACUUGAAUAUGACCGCGGGAAUCUUCAACGAUCUUGGAACUGCUGUUACCUUCUUCGUGUACUAUGCAGUCAGCACGGAAUAUCGUGGAAUAUUCGAUAGACUGCUCGGAAUCGGCCGUCUCAAAGAAGCUCUAUGCGGUGUCACUUCCACUACUGUGCAGCAUAUGUCAUCGUUGCCAUCGUACACCAAUUUUUUUAAAAGGACCGGAAGUAAUCUGCACUAG